Messenger RNA from Impatiens glandulifera, 1987 nucleotides. Its product is annotated as protein IQ-DOMAIN 32-like. Gene Ontology annotation, molecular function: protein binding. The transcript is spliced from 6 exons. The coding region runs from base 74 to 1708 and encodes 544 amino acids. NCBI's taxonomy places the organism in Eukaryota, Viridiplantae, Streptophyta, Magnoliopsida, Ericales, Balsaminaceae. The record is from RefSeq and is a predicted model, not a curated record.
GCCAUUCUCAACAAAGAAAAACUAACUUAGCAUUUUGUUUAGUGAGAGAGAGAGACUGUGUGAGCAGGGGAGAAUGGGAAGAUCAACAGCCUCUUGUUUCAAGAUCAUUCGUUGUGGAUGUGAUCCUAUCGACAAGGACUACAUUGAUGAUUCUAAGGGUCCAAGAGAUAAACGAGGUUGGAGUUUCAGGAAGAGGUCUACUAGAGAUCGAGUAUUAAUUGAUACUGUGGCUUCAGAAACAGAAUCAUUUCUGCAUAAGGAAAUACCUGAAACAGUAAAUGUGGACUACAAGCCACAAUCCGACCUAACUGUUUCAGAUAAGUCCUCUUCCCUAACAUGGAUGGAAGAGAAACCCAACUUAUCAUCUUCCAUGAAACUGCAAGAAUCUGCUAUAGAGAACAAUAAGGCAGUGACGGCCAUUGUCAAUCUCGAUGAAUCUGCUGCAGUUUCAGUUCAAGCUGCUAUAAGAGCAUUUUUGGCUCAAAACCAGUUGUUGAAGCUCAGAAUUAAUGUAGUUAAGCUGCAAGCUACGAUACGUGGACAUUUGGUUAGAAGGCAUGCUUUGGGAACUUUGAGAUGUAUUCAAGCAAUUACUAAAAUUCAGGCUCUUGUUCGUUCACAUCAGGCUCCUCAUUCUGUAGCGAAGCAAAGUUUCGGUUCAAUGCCUAAGGAGGAGAAGGGGAAUAUGGAAAAUUUCAUUGAGAAGCUUCUUAGCAACAAGUUUGCUUGUCAGCUACUGGAGUCGACACCUAGGACAAAACAAAUUUAUAUUAAGUGUGAUUUGUCAAAAUCCGAUUCAGCUUCCAAAUGGUUUGACAGAUGGAUGUCUGUUUCGUCAAGAGGACUUGAACAGCUUCAGAAACAGGAAUCAAUUGAUAAUAAUAUCACCAUUGAAAGUGAAGAGGAGAAUUUGAUAACAUAUGAUGUUAACAAUUUCAACUUCCUUGAAUGCAAACCUCAAAGUCAAGUCCCAUUAAGUUUUGUCAAGUUCUCAGAUUCUAUUCAAAAUCAGAAUGAACAAAAAACAGAUUCAUCUUCACCACAACAGUCAGUUGAUUGUAAAAACUCAACUUCUUGCUUAAGGAAGAUGAUGAUCAACUCAUAUUCCCCAAUGAAUCAAUACAACGGCUCUGAAUGUGGGACAGAACUUUCAAUCAGUUCCACUCUUGAUUCACCCGAGGCUCCACCAACUGAUGUUCAACCCGAAAAACUCAGCAAUGUUAAUUCUACAAAUGCCAAGUUGAAAUCCGAAAUUGGUCAUUCAUCAGUAGAAGCAUCACCUUCAAGCCAAGUCUCAUCAAUAAGCAGUAAAAAAGAUAGACGUGAUAAAAAUAUGCUGUCUGUCCUGAAACAUAGAUCAUUAUCAUCAGGUUCAAAAGGUAGUUAUGAGCAGUUGAUCAAGAAUGGGAAGAGGAACAGUUCUUCUUCUGGCUUGGGAAAAACCGACACAUUUGAUGACCAGGAACCGAGAGAUAGCAGUAGUAGCAAUUCUAUUCCUAGCUACAUGCAAGCUACGGAAUCUGCAAGAGCUAAAGCACUUGCAAAUAGCUCGCCAAGAUCUAGUCCAGAUGUACAAGAUAAAGAUAUAGCAACUAUCAAGAAGAGAAAUGGACGGUAUGGAUCUCCUCAUGUCCAACGAUCUAUAUCUCAAGUGCAGCAGAGUUCAAAGGGGAAUGAGCAUCAUACAGAAAGAAAAUGGCAAAGGUGAGAAAAGUCAGAUAACAUGAAGGGGGUGCGAUUGAAGUGCAUGAAUUCGAGCCUAUCUUUGAGAAAUAACCAUUAAGAAUUUUGUUCUCUGUGUUUUUCCCAAGAACAGUUGUUAUAGUGUGAUUGAGAUAUUCUUGUGUACAUGAACUCAUCAUCAACAACUCCCUUUUUGGUCAUUUUUUUUGUCUCAGCCAUGGUGUGUAUGCUGUUCAUGUGCCAAUUGUGCAAUCAGACAGUACAAUGGUUAAUAAUAUAUGUUUUAUUCUUUGAGGUUUGUAAG